AUGGUCGUUGCUCAGCAAGAGGAAGCAGUGCAUUCACCCAUGUCCAGUUCUCCAUCAGACACAUUCAUCAUUGAUCAGACAACGCUUGAAAAAGCAAACUAUGCUUUGAGUCUGUUGGAUCAGCUGCAAGUUUCCGCCCUGGCGUCCCUAGUGCGCUUUUGGCUCAAAAAGGGGGUCAACCUAGCUCUGGCAGAACCAUUCGUUGAGACGUGCGUCAAUGCUGCCGUCGAAUGGAGAGAGCUGUUGAAUCCUCUUGUGGGUAACAAUGAUACCACGCAAAGAGCGAGGGACUUAUUGGAGAACUCGCACAGGUCUCUCAUGUUCCAUAGAAACUCCACUCCGUCCGAAUAUCUGCAACAGAUGUCUGGAAAGAACCUUCGAUGGGAAAGCCUCGGAAUAUUCCUCACAGCUGCGAGCAGAGCUGCGUUAGAUACCUCCUCGUUUGCUCCACUCUACAACAGCGAUGAACGACGUCGUGGGUUGAUCAAAGCACUGUUUGACCUUCGCAAGAGAAUCGAUCAACAAUGGCAGGAUUUGCCUCCGCAUUAUCGCCUCACCACCAACCUCAAAGACUGCCCACUUGGGCCCUUUUCGAGAGAUUUUUUAGCAGGAGCUCGACUAGAAUACCUUCACACGCACUUUCUGCUCGGAUUCUUAUCGCAGCGCAAGGUAGCUGAACCCGAUGAGGCCCUUCUGAAGACUGCGAGCGAGAUGCUUUCGAUUGUGGUGGAAAUAAUUAUCCUGCGAGAUCGGAUGGCAAAUUCGGGAACAUGCCUUAUUUGGAAGGUUGCUCAAUACGGACUGCCCGCUGCAGGCUUCAUCUGCCUUGCGCUCCUGAGUUCGACAAGCCCCGACUCGCAUCAAUUCUCACGAUCAAAGAUGAUUCAAGACCUCAGCGUCCUCGUUGCGGAAAUUACAAUCGGCGCAUGGAUCCAGCCCGGAGAGCCAAACUACGCUCUCUUCGCGCAGGCGACGAGGACGAUACAGAGCCUACUCGACUCGCUGACUGCGGCAAAGGAGCAAACUUCAAAGACUAGUGAUUCCCAGCAGUUGAUAAAUUCCGAUGGAGCGGACAAUAACUGGGAUCCGUAUAUUAAUUCACAAUCUUGGGAGCUUGAAAUGGACUUUUGGGCGAGCCUGGCGGAACACCCUACGUUGAUUAAUUGA
This is a messenger RNA of Trichoderma gamsii, 1167 nucleotides long. RefSeq lists its product as hypothetical. The transcript is spliced from 3 exons. Bases 1 to 1167 code for a protein of 388 amino acids. Lineage: Eukaryota; Fungi; Ascomycota; Sordariomycetes; Hypocreales; Hypocreaceae. The record is from RefSeq and is a predicted model, not a curated record.